AUGCAGCGUUCAUCAUUGUCACCCAAAUUCGCCGUACCAUCUAGCGACAAGCGUAGGCGCCUGCUCGAGGGGACGUCGGAUGGGAGGCCGGGGAGUGCAAGAGAAGGCGUUGUUUCCAGUCCCAGGAGAUCAACCCCGAGGCGGUCGAAAGUCAAUGGGGUCGAUGCUAGUGCGCCCGUGGCGCCGGUGGUCGUGGAAAGGUUGCCAAAAUCAGUGAUUGUGUCCGACACGGACGAGGAGCGAAGCGCGAAAGCGGCGUGCGGCGAACGGAGAGGCGGCGGCAGCGAGCAACGGCAAGAUCACGUCGGCGAUGGUGGCACAGCGUCUCGGCCUCAGAAAGCGCCUGCCUUUGCCGACGGCCGCGACUGGCCUCGGAAUACGGUAGUGCCAUCACCGCCGUUGCCGCCGUCACCGUCCAGCCCGGGAUCGGCGUCGGCGGUUCUUACCGCGAGCGCUCCGGGGAAGGAGCUCGCCGCGGUCGUCACUGACGCUGGCGCCGAGGUUGGUCCUAAGGGCAGCGGCGGUAAAUGUCGCUCAGCCGAGCCCUCCGGCGGACGCGGAGAAGCUGCGGGGGCGGCGAACGGAGGCUCGGCGAAGACGUCCACGCUGAGUAAGCGGCGACGUGGGCCUGAUAAGCUAGAAACGGCUUCCGGAGGAAUGGCUGGCGUUUCUGGUGGUGAAGUUGUCGGCAGUGCCAGGUCCGGUGGGGGGCGGACGGCGGCUCCACAGCGCGCGGGGGCGGAAGCGGGGAGAGGAGAGGGAAAGAAGGACGCAGGGGCCCAGGCGAACGUGAACGGAGGACCGCCACAAACGCCUGGCCCUGCUGGCGCUGCUUCUUACACCGCUGGUUAUGAUGGUACUGCUAUUGGCUCUGCCGCUGCUGCCGCUUUGCCCUCACGCUUUGCUUCUUCUGCCCCCGCCGCUGCGAUUUCUACCCCCGCCCCAAGUCCCCCUGCUGCCGCCGCCGUCGCUGCCGGCAUCGGCAAGAGCGCGCGGACCGGACCGGAGUCCACCACCACGACAGGCGCUGCUAGCCAGUGCCCCCGAAAAAAGAUCGAGCUAGCGAAGUUUGAGGCGAUUCAAAACCAAGCGUACAGACAGGCCCAGGAGCACUGUCGGAAGCAACUCGCCCCUCUGGAGGCCGAGCGCAGGGCCGUGGAGGCCAAGCUAGAGGCCAUGAAGCAGACGCUCCGGAAAACGAUGAGGGACGCCCACGACAAGCGGGUGAGAUAUGUAGAGUUGAACAGCAGCGUGAAGGGCGAACGUAUCCCGAAUGCUGAUGAAUGUAUCUCACGGACGGCUGGUAACAUCCUGCGGGGUAAAGCCGUGGCCCGAGUUUGUUCGCGGGCUUGA
Ectocarpus siliculosus is the source of this 1353-nucleotide messenger RNA. The record is from the annotation of a GenBank genome assembly. Lineage: Eukaryota; Phaeophyceae; Ectocarpales; Ectocarpaceae.